Messenger RNA from Linum trigynum, 303 nucleotides. NCBI's taxonomy places the organism in Eukaryota, Viridiplantae, Streptophyta, Magnoliopsida, Malpighiales, Linaceae. The record is from the annotation of a GenBank genome assembly.
AUGGCGGCUGUAGAGAAGGCGGAGAAGGUUGCCCAAGAAAAAUCGACCCAAGGGAAGAACUUGGGGUCGCAGGUCGACAACACCCUGGACGACCUCACCGAUACGGAGGCACUACGCACCAAGGUCGAUAAGAUGGAGGUGACGUUAGGAGAGUUGGAUGUGACAGUCACGCACUUGAGUACCGGCCAGCACACGCUGAACCAGGAGGUCCGUCUCAUUCGUGAGAUGUUGGAGCAGCUGUUGCAUGCCAAGACGGGGGACGGCCAUGCAGCGCAGUCGGAGCCAUUGACGGCUCAACCGUGA